Molecule: messenger RNA, 1888 nt
Organism: Anastrepha ludens (Mexican fruit fly)
Lineage: Eukaryota; Metazoa; Arthropoda; Insecta; Diptera; Tephritidae
Product: pre-mRNA-splicing factor ATP-dependent RNA helicase PRP16
Exons: 4
Coding region: 159-1763 (534 amino acids)
Biological process (GO): mRNA splicing, via spliceosome
Cellular component (GO): intracellular anatomical structure; spliceosomal complex
Molecular function (GO): RNA binding
Source: RefSeq, a predicted model, not a curated record
AGGCCCAGUUCAUUGUUGUGCCCGCUCGGUGCAUCUAAUUCUGUUAUUUGAUUUCGUGCUGUGCUAAAUUUAAACAAAGCUAAGACUGAGAAAAUAAAUAUUUAAUUAAGAUCGUUGCAAGGCGCCAUGAUUUGAAGCUGAUCGUCACUUCAGCCACUAUGGACUCCACAAAGUUUGCGACAUUCUUCGGCAAUGUGCCCACCUUCACAAUUCCUGGUCGUACUUUCCCAGUCGAUGUGAUGUUCAGUAAGAACACUUGCGAGGAUUACGUGGAAUCGGCGGUUAAACAGGCGCUACAAGUGCACCUCACACCCAACGAAGGCGACAUGUUAAUAUUUAUGCCCGGUCAAGAGGACAUCGAAGUAACAUGCGAAGUGCUGGCCGAGCGCUUAGCAGAGAUCGACAAUGCACCCGAGUUGUCCAUAUUGCCCAUCUAUUCCCAAUUACCGUCCGAUUUGCAAGCGAAAAUAUUCCAAAGGUCACCAGAAGGUUUGCGCAAGUGCGUGGUGGCCACAAACAUCGCUGAGACUUCACUGACUGUUGAUGGUAUUAUAUACGUCAUCGAUUCGGGAUACUGUAAACUGAAAGUCUACAAUCCACGCAUCGGUAUGGAUGCUCUACAGAUCUAUCCUAUCUCGCAGGCGAAUGCCAAUCAACGUUCGGGUCGUGCAGGUCGUACUGGUCCCGGACAGGCGUUUCGCCUGUAUACACAACGACAAUACAAAGAGGAUCUACUGGCGCUGACUGUGCCCGAGAUACAGCGUACUAACUUAGCGAAUACGGUGUUGCUGCUGAAGUCGCUGGGAGUGGUGGACCUGCUGCAAUUUCACUUUAUGGAUCCGCCACCUCAGGAUAAUAUACUUAAUUCCUUGUAUCAGCUGUGGAUACUUGGCGCAUUGGAUCACACUGGUGCGCUGACACCACUCGGUCGGCAAAUGGCCGAAUUUCCACUCGAUCCGCCGCAAUGCCAAAUGCUGAUUGUCUCCUGCCAAAUGGAGUGCAGCGCCGAAGUGCUCAUCAUAGUAUCUAUGCUUUCCGUUCCCUCCAUUUUCUAUCGACCCAAAGGACGCGAAGAAGAAGCAGAUGGUGUACGUGAGAAAUUCCAAGUGCCGGAAUCCGAUCAUCUAACCUACCUCAAUGUAUACCUGCAAUGGAAGCAAAAUAAUUACAAUUCCAGUUGGUGCAAUGAACAUUUCAUACACGUGAAGGCAAUGCGUAAAGUACGUGAAGUGCGUCAACAGCUCAAGGAUAUUAUGAUACAACAAAAACUCAAUGUAAAAUCUUGCGGUACUGAUUGGGAUAUUGUGCGCAAAUGCAUUUGCUCGGCGUAUUUCUAUCAGGCUGCACGCCUCAAAGGUAUCGGCGAGUAUGUGAACUUGCGUACGGGCAUGCCUUGCCAUCUGCAUCCCACAUCGGCGCUUUAUGGACUUGGCACAACACCCGACUACGUUGUGUAUCAUGAACUUGUGAUGACUGCCAAGGAAUAUAUGCAAUGCGCAACCGCUGUCGAUGGCUAUUGGCUGGCAGAAUUGGGUCCUAUGUUCUUCUCUGUAAAAGAAACUGGGCGCAGUGGGCGCGAGAAGAAGAAGCAAGCGGCUGAGCAUUUAAAGGAAAUGGAAACACAAAUGCAGUUGGCGCAAGAACAGAUGGAGGAACGCAAAUUGCAGGCAGCACAACGCGAAGAGCAGAUGACACCGAAGCAGGAAAUUAUAACGCCCGGCGGUGCUACACCCAGGCGUACGCCAGCGCGCAUUGGCUUGUAAUUGUGGCAAGAUCAUUUCGACCUACAUUCGUAUGUACAUACUUAAGUGUUCUUGUAGCCUAAUUCAUGACUCUGUAUUUUUACCAGCAACUAAUGGAAAUAAAGUGGUUAACAGAAAAAUGUUAA